AGGUACUCUUGCUUUUCCAAUGCCAGCAGUCUUUUUGUGCUCAAAGACACCCCAAUGUCGCAACGAUCAAUGGAGGCAAACCUGGAAUUCAGAUCUGUGCUGAAGUUCAACAAUGACAUGGACAGCAUGAUUCCAAGCCGGACAUAAUGCCGCAGCUCGCCGUCCGCCCGAUGUUGUUGGUUGGACACCCAGGAGUGAUUUCAAAAGUGCUGAAUUGCUCUGCCUGUGAGACGAGGAGAAAAUGCUGGUCUAGCUGGCUGUUGAAGGAUCGGGCUGAGGCGCUGCGCUUCCGGGGUUGGCAUCUGGCGAGACUCUCUGGUGGAGGAUUUCAGCAGAGGCAGGACCGUUCAGAUGUACUGCGGUGUUCGAUUCCGGCAGAAGGGAAGAACCGCAAAGGGGGCACCCAGCGCAUCGGCAGCGAAACGCGGGGGGGAAAGAAGAGAAAGAAGCAUCGCGAGAGCGGCGGUGUCAAUGGGGAGGGCGGCACGGUAGUCACCAGCGCGCUGAGGCAAUUGCCGCUUGAUUUGACACUGCAGCAAGAGAAUGGGUCAGCUCUAGGGGCGAAGCAAGGAGGGGGAACAAAACCAAGUGAAAGUGCAACAGAGGACGGGGGUCCUCAGGCUCUGAACGGAAAGUUUGGAAAGUGGUUGUACCCAGCAAUUGCAGGAUUGGCGGUGGCUGGGGUGGCUUGGGUGGCGGCGCCACAGGCGCUGGAGCUUUUGGCGGCAAGCAAUCAUCAAACAAAGCCAUCUCUCGGGGUGGAGUAUGAGUGGACGCCGGGGGAUGGGAGCGUUGAGCGCAUCCUGGCGCGAGAGUUGGCCAAAAGGUUCCACGAAAUGCCGCCUGACGAGCUGGCAACGGUGCUCAAGUCCCUCAUGGACGCGCGCACUCUACCCUCUCCCGACCCAAUGGCCCAUUCCGAACACCCUAGUCUCCUGGGGGAGAAAACAGAACAAGUGCCUAGAAAGGCAGUUGAAACGCAGGAGAGCCCCGCUCGUCUGGUUCGAGGCCCCCAAACGGGCCCGCCGGAGGAAACAGUCAGUGGCGGGUUAGCUGGGUCCUCAGCCCAGGCAACCGUGAGCUCUUUGAACGAGUCUAAAUUGGGCAGAGAAAGGAAGGGGGCCGGAAUAUCCGGAUUGCGCGGGACUGAACCGGGAGGCGCAACUGAGGGCAGUGACGCAGUUGCUCAAGGAGGGGGAGAAGAAGCAGGGGGAAGGACGAGCCGUUCGGUGGUCAGUGGUCCAGGCCAUGUUGCUCUGGAUGUCACAGAGAUUGAAAGCCAGGGGAGGGCGCCAGGGUCAGCGUCUCCGCAGGUGUACCUGUCGGGCGCUGCAGAAACAGAAACAGAGAGUGUGAGGCCGUCGGGGCGCGGCGGGAAGGGGGCGUCGGGUGGGGAAGAGACGGGCCAGAGUGGCAGGGUGAAUGAGCAGACCGGAGGUUUGCGGACUGAGGCGGUUGCAGAGGGGGAACGCUCCGCGCUCGGAGGAAGCGGAGACGGAACCUCAGGACAGCAAAGCGCGGUGGAAUUGGGGGGUGACGUAGCUGCUGAGGUCAGCGGGCGAGGCUCGCAGGAGGAGGUGCCACCUAGCAACGAGGAAGCAAGCGACGUGACGUUGGAGAGGCUGAGGGCGGCGGGGGUCGACGUGAGCGCCCUUUUCUCCAGUGAGGGGGGCGGAGCUGGUGUCGAAACCAUGGGGGGUAUCGCGGUGGGCUCAGGGCCGGGGGAUCCCCUUGGGGUCGGGGGUUUGGCAGGGGCGCUGGUUGAGAAGGUGAGGGGGUUAAGAGUUGAUCCUGACGCGCUUUUUGCGCCUGUGAGGGAGGUCAUCCCAACGGCUGAAUUUGAGAAGGCGUUGGAGGGAGCGAGGGAGGCGGUGCGAAGCUCAGGGGCUGUGACGGGAUUGGAAAACUUGCGGGCGUCGGUGGCUGAAAAUGGCUUGGAGGGUCUGACGCAAGAGGUGGCUGAGAGCUGGGGAAAGCAGGGCCUUCCGAUACAGCUGGGAAUAGGGGCCGCCUUUUUGGUCGUUGUCGCGAGUGUGGUUGCUGCGCUUUGGGGAGCGUGGGAGGGGGUGACAGGACAGGAUGGAACAGCAAGUGAAAGUCUUUCAGAGCAAGGCGAGUCGUGGACCGGAAGAAAGCCGAGUCCGAACAACGUAAGGCAGACUGGCUCAGGAGAGCCCUCCACAAGAAGUGGUGAAUUUGUGAGAGAUGCUGCAGUGACGGGGGGAAAGGAAAUGAGAGUCGACGGCGCUGGAUACACCAGUGCUGGGAAAGGGACCGGGGGCGGAAGGGCUGAAGAACGGUGGCUUCGGAGUCGGCCGGACGUCAGCAGAGCGGCAGCUGACGUCAGUGAGGGAGCAGUCGCCAGUGGCGGGAAGGUGCUCUGGGUACGGGGGGAGGAGCCGGAAGUUGCUGCACUGAUGGAAAGGGCGCGGCGUACGGCAACAGCUAGAGCAAGCGAUAGGCAGCGAGGAAUCAAAGUACAGGGCAGUAGGCGAGAAGUGCAAGUUGGAGAAAGGGUUGGGGUGCAGGGCUUGAAGGAGACGGGAAUGGGGGAGGGCCGUGAACGGGAGGUUGCUGAUGUUAGGAGACCAGAUAAUGGAACGGAGAAGCAGGUCGGAGGUCUUGCUGACCUCAUGAGAGCGGAAGAUGGAAUGGAGAAGCAGGUCGGAGGCGUGCCUGCAGGAGCGAACAGGCGUUCGCAAACCACCGGCCCGCUUUUUCAGGAGCGAAACGCAAGAGUUCUCGAAGGGGCAGUUCAGCCGUCCAGUAACGGCGCGGUCGCUCCUCGUGAGAAGCCGCUCGAAGCGGGGGGUGUAACGCCGGAGGCACGGGAGCUGGGGAGCGUUACGCAGCUGCUGAGCAGGAGGCGGCCGAAGAGGGGCGGCGGGGGGCUGGAGUUGCUGAGCAACAGGGGGAGGGUUCUAGGGAACGGCCAUUUGUCUGGGGAAGAUGGCGGGAGCAGUUUCGGGGUCCAGUCACCUUCAGAGGGUGCGCGACAUGCAAACGGGGAGUCUGCAGCGGUUGAAAAGCGGAGACGAAGUGGGGUAUGGGGGCAGAAAGGAGCCUCCAGUCGCCGAACUGGAGAAAGCGCCGAGGGUCAGGAACGGGAAGGGGUUUCUUUGCCGGGGGCCAUGGAGAACGGGAGCCGUGGGGGCGUGGCUGUCUGGGAAGGAAAGAGGGAGCAAAUGGAACGGAAUUUGGGAGAGGGAAGCGGAAGGGAAGCGGAAUACGGGGUACGAAACCGGGGAUCCGGGAUGAGAGAAGAAGGAAGCGCCUCGGGGGAGCUCGGAAAGGGGUUUGUCUCCGUUGACAUGUAUGGUGCUUCUGGGGGGUUGGGGGGGGGCCGACGAACAGGCCCCCCGAGGCAGGAAGAACGCGCUCGGGACAAGGAGAGGGGAGUCGGGGAAAGAGACUUCAGCGAGGAUGUUGAGUUCAGUUUGGGACAGCGCAGGUUUAAAAGCGGACCCCACGAUUUGCACCGUAGACGGGCAAGGGAAGGGCCUUCUCGCGGGCUGCAGUUCUUUGAGAGGGCGACCAAGGCAGAGCGUUUGGGGCCACGUGGGUCGCCUUCCCUGGCAGCGGCGUCCGAAGGACGGCGCUACUUGCAACCUGUCGUGCUGGGUAAAGACGACGGUCGGUUGCGAUUGGAGGGAGAGCUGCACCAUUCGGGGGGUUCAGCAGAGCACUUGGUAGAGGAGGAGGGGAUGAGUUCGGUCGGGGCUUCGAAGGUGUCUGAGGAAAAAGCAGCACGAGCUGAGCCGUUGCCACGUGUCAGGCAAGCGGGCGAGCGGGAAGCUGGCAAGGUGAUUGAUCGGGCGGUGUUCACGCUUGAAAGUACGGGAGAUGGUCAGACGGGCAGGCGGUACGUUCGCCCAACUCUGGAAGCGUCGAGAGAGGGUGGAGGGAGGCGGGGUUUAGAAGAUGACGUGGCGCUGAUGUCGGAGAUCUCUGCGCUUGAGGGUCGAGAAGGUCCACAGUUUGAUUCUCCACCAGCCGAGGCAAGGAUGACGUCAGCUGGUGCAAGCGUGACUUCAGGAGGAACGAGAUUGGCGGCAGCGGACGCAAGCGCCCCAGCAGCACCGCGUCGUACUGCUUACUCGGAGAUGCCACGUAGAGCAGAACACCACUCGACAGUCAGCUCCAUGGUUGGGAGGGAGGCUGUGGACAAUAUCGGAAUGGAAGGAGUGUCGGCAAGCGGUUUCCGGCAACAAUUUGAUCCGCAGACUGUUGCAGCAGAUAAGAGGGGCAACAGCGAGCACACUGAGGACGAUUGGCGAGAAGCGUUUCGCCAUUCGCGGCGGGUUAUGCGGGUUGACAGGGACGUGCUGAACUAGUGGACAGAAGCAAGUGCGAUCAUUGUUCUGAGUAACAGCACUCAAUACAAAACGCUAGAGGACAGUAGUUGCAAUUCUCUCACGAAAAUCAUGCACACUCAUGUCUGGACAGCAUGCUGCAAAUCAAGGAACUUUCAAGCGUUUAAAGACCA
Klebsormidium nitens is the source of this 4486-nucleotide messenger RNA. Lineage: Eukaryota; Viridiplantae; Streptophyta; Klebsormidiophyceae; Klebsormidiales; Klebsormidiaceae. The record is from the annotation of a GenBank genome assembly.